This is a messenger RNA of Sorghum bicolor (sorghum), 1666 nucleotides long. Its product is annotated as vacuolar protein sorting-associated protein 36. Gene Ontology annotation, biological process: protein transport to vacuole involved in ubiquitin-dependent protein catabolic process via the multivesicular body sorting pathway. Gene Ontology annotation, cellular component: ESCRT II complex; late endosome membrane. The transcript has 8 exons. The record is from RefSeq and is a predicted model, not a curated record. The coding region runs from base 101 to 1441 and encodes 446 amino acids. Gene Ontology annotation, molecular function: ubiquitin binding; phosphatidylinositol-3-phosphate binding. Lineage: Eukaryota; Viridiplantae; Streptophyta; Magnoliopsida; Poales; Poaceae.
UGUGCCCGCACGGAGGCCGGAGCGGUACGCAGCCCCUCCAAAGUCCAAACAGCUCUAGUUUAGCACAGGAAAAACCCAAACACACCACAGCACCGUCGCCAUGUCCGCCGCCGCAGCCGACUGGCUCCCGUCAGCGUCCGUGACGGCGUCCGGCCGCCCGGUGCUUUCCACUGGCGAGGUGGAGCGGAAUCUCCUCCCGCUCGUCGACCUCGAGCCCGAGGAGAACCCGGGCCUCGCGCCGCUCCGCGCCUGCCUCCUCGCGCUCACUUCCCACCGCCUCAUCUUCCUCCACGAGCCGUCCCGCUCCGCGCGGGGCCUCCCGCUCGCCACCGUCGUCCAUGCCUAUCCUCCCCACCGCAGGCACAGCCACAACCCCCUCCGCUCCCUCUUCUCCUCCUCGUCCUCGUCUUCCUCGUCGCAGCAUCACCGCAUCCGCCUCCAGAUCUCCAUGCCGCCCGCGCGAUCGGAGGUCGUCGCCAUCGUCGUGACCUGUAAGGCUGACGUUGAUGUGUUCUUCGGGAGGCUUCUCGAGGCGAUCCGUGCAAGGGCUUGGGAGGUGGCCCCCGUAGCCGCUCCGUCGAGCGGCACGCCGGUGGCAGAGGGGGCCGCGCCUGCGGAGGACAUCGCGAUCCGGAUGCCCGUUGUUGGGGUCUCGGGGAUACUGCGGAUGGAACAGGAGUCAUGGGAGAGCGCCGGGCAGAACUUGCAAGAUGCGUUCCAGGAUCUCAAUGCCCUCAUGAGCAAAGCUAAGGAAAUGAUGCAGUUAGCAGAGAAAAUGAGGCUCAAGCUAUUAAUGAACUCAUCUACUGAAUCAAAUUCCAAUGAUGAAGAGAUGGGUUCUAAGCAAGACAUGCAGGAUUUGCUAUUGAGUGUUGGCAUUGUGUCUCCUGUGACGAAAGAAACUGCCGGUGCGUUGUAUCAUCAGCAGUUGUCACUACAGCUGGCGGACUUCGUAAGAAUACCGCUUGAGAAAGCAGGUGGUAUGAUGGCACUAGUCGAUGUUUAUUGUCUCUUCAACCGUGCUAGGGGAACAGAGUUAAUCUCACCAGAGGACCUUUUGCAAGCUUGUUCGCUGUGGGAGAAAGUUGAUGUCCCAGUCAUGCUCAGGAAAUUUGAUAGUGGAGUGAAGGUGAUCCAGACCAAGACACAUAGUGAUGAAGAGGUAUUUGCGAGAAUCUCAUCACUUGCACAGAAGCCGGAUGCUCUUCAGAAAGGGAUUAGCCCAAGUGAUGCUGCAUUCACACUGGGAAUUGCUCCAGCAUUAGCAAAGGAGCAUCUUCUAAAUGCAGAAAACAAAGGCCUGUUGUGCAGAGAUGUUAGUCCAGAUGGAUUCCGCUUUUUUAUCAAUUUAUUUAAUGAAAUUGAUGCCCAAAAUAUUUACUCGCAAAAACCCCAUGGGCUGUACAACGCGUGGAUCUCCGUUGCGAUGGCAUCUCACUGACACUGGUUAGAUCGACUGGGAUAUAUGAAGACACUGGUUGAUCAAGCUGGACAUUAUAGUAUAUUCUUUGAAAAAGUUCGAUCAAGCCUGAUAUUGGUGCGAUCAUAAUGUAUCCUUUGAAAACGUUAGUCUGCAUAUCUCGCCAUUAUGUACCAUAGCACCAAAAGAUGUCAUAUAACAAAUCCAUUUAUUCUGUUUAAUGAAAUAGCAUUUGAGUGCGAUGUA